This is a messenger RNA of Lachancea lanzarotensis, 2730 nucleotides long. RefSeq names its product LALA0S06e04654g1_1 (gene RDH54). The record is from RefSeq and is a predicted model, not a curated record. Gene Ontology annotation, biological process: double-strand break repair via homologous recombination; reciprocal meiotic recombination. Bases 1 to 2730 code for a protein of 909 amino acids. Lineage: Eukaryota; Fungi; Ascomycota; Saccharomycetes; Saccharomycetales; Saccharomycetaceae. Gene Ontology annotation, cellular component: nucleus. Gene Ontology annotation, molecular function: ATP-dependent chromatin remodeler activity; DNA translocase activity; ATP binding. The transcript has a single exon.
AUGCAGCUCCCACAAUACAAUAAUAAGCCCUUCAAAUCACCAGUAAUACUUACCGAUACCCACACAAGAACUCCGAAUGGUGCGAAGCCUCCAACUCGAACUUAUGCUCCCAAACCAUUAGAUCUUGGAAAUAGUCGAAACAUCAUCAAAAAACGCCCCAUUGACGAUCAAACGCCACCUCUAACGUCCCAACGCUCAUCCAAAGCAAUCAGCUACUACUUUACUACGUAUCGCAAGCGAUCUACAAAGAAAAAUAAAACAUGGGACGGCGAUGGGAUCUGCACAAAGCUCAACAAUGGCGGACUCCGUUUCUAUAAGGAAAACGGACAAUUCAUGGGCACCAGUCAGGGCAUUCCCGCCGAUAAUGAAAUUUACGAAAAGAUCUUCUCCUGUGCUGGAUUUGAGGUCCAACUGGAUUCUCAGAUCUGUGAAGAACCGGAAAUCACACGAAUUGCGGCUAUUCUUGGCAAAUCAACCAGUGCCUCUGGCGUUUCUUCCAGAUCAACUAGUCUCUCCCCUUCACCACCAAGAAUUGUAGCGUCAAAAGUGCAUAAGCCGAACAUUGCGAUCCCAAUGGUUAAGAAGUCUACGCAGUUCACGCAAAGUACACAUCUCAGUUCGAAAACUAGAACAACCUCGUAUUCACCGCUGUUUGAUCCUGCUCAAGUGGAAAAUGCCCUAAUAAUGAACAGAUUUGAAGAGGCAGAUGUUGAUGUUAUUGUGGAUCCUAUUCUUUCAAGACAUCUACGACCCCAUCAACGCGUUGGAGUCAAGUUCAUGUACGACUGCGUUCUUGGACUAUCAAGACCUGCAGACUACGAGGAUGAUGGAACGACAGUUACGAAACUCGAGAAAAUGGACGAGCUAAACGGCUGUCUUCUAGCAGAUGAAAUGGGACUGGGUAAAACAUUGAUGACUAUCACGCUGAUAUGGACUUUGCUAAAACAAACACCGAUUCCGUCCAAAACUUCUCCAACCAUGUCAGGCCUUUUUAACCAUGGUGUAUGCGGAAAAGUUCUGGUGAUAUGUCCUGUAACGCUAAUCGGGAAUUGGAAGCGGGAGUUCCAGAAAUGGCUAGGUCUGAAUAGGAUCGGCGUACUGACGUUGAGCACCAAGAGUACGCCAGAAAAGGACAAACUAGAAGUCCGCAAUUUUUUGAAGGUCCAGAGAUCAUACCAGGUCCUUGUAAUAGGAUAUGAGAAACUUCUUAACGUCUCAGACACCCUAAUUGAGUGCCGCUCGAGCAUAGGUUUGCUUGUCUGUGAUGAGGGUCACCGCUUGAAGAAUAGUCAGUCGAAAACCCUUAACGCUCUUAAGUCACUAGACGUACCGCGGAAAGUGCUGCUCACAGGAACUCCCAUUCAGAACGAUUUAUCAGAAUUUUACACCAUUCUGAGCUUCCUCAACGAUGGGAUCUUAGGUUCUUUUCCAAACUUCAAGAGAGAUUUCAUAAAUCCUAUCACUGCAUCGAGAGACGUCAACAACAAGUACAACGAGAUUGUGCAGGGAAAGGGCGCAGCCAAAAGUCAAGAACUAAUCGAAUUGACGAAGAAACUAACACUUCGGAGAACGAGCGACACCAUUGCCAAAUUUCUUCCCCCGAAAACCGACAUUGUACUAUUUUGCCGGCCCACCUCACACCAAUACAAGGCUUUUGAAAGUGUGCUCAUGAACACUUCAAUCAAUAUGUCGAAUAUGACAUACAGCUCAUCGUUGGCGUUAAUCACACUUUUCAAAAAGAUUUGCAACUCACCAAGUCUCAUACGUCAAGACACAUUCAACCUCACGAAUGCCGAAUCGAAAAAUACAAUCACAAAUACGUUGGAGCCUGAUUCUGGUAAGCUCAGGGUAUUGUUAAAAAUUCUGAAAAACAUCAACACGUCGUACUCAGAGGAAAAAGUCGUCAUUGUCUCGAACUACACUAAAACCUUAGAUGUCAUUCAGCGUUUGUUGAACACGCAUAACUUUUCGAGCGUCAGACUGGAUGGGUCUACUCCCAGUAAAGAGCGCGACAAGAUUGUGAAUACCUUUAAUACAGUUCCCUCGGUAUUUGCAUUUUUAUUGAGUGCGAAAUCAGGUGGAGUGGGUUUGAACUUGAUCGGCGCUUCACGUUUGGUGCUCUUUGACAAUGAUUGGAAUCCAGCUAUCGAUCAGCAAGCAAUGUCCAGAAUUCACCGUGACGGUCAAGAAAAAGCUUGCUUCAUUUACAGACUCUUUUCCACAGGUUGUAUCGACGAAAAGAUCUUUCAGCGGCAGUUGAUGAAAAACAGCUUGAGCUCAAAAUUUAUGGGAGGACCAGGAAACGCGAAAGCUUUAGAGUCUAAUGAUGAUCUUUUUGCGGUUGAAGAACUGAAAGACCUCUUUACUGUUUUGACUGACACGCUAAGCAAUACACACGAUUUGAUCUGUUCAUGUGAAGGUUACGGAGACGAACAAGAUGACGAACAAGAUGACGAAAAUACUGAUCAAGAUUGCACAAAGGUGGAGAAAAUUCGUGCUUAUAAGCCUGGUCCUUCACAAUUUGAGGGCUGGACAAAUGCUAUGCAGCUACAAACAAGUAUUCAAAUCUCUCAGGAGGAGAGUGUUGCUGAAAGGGCAAAAUUAGUGAGAGAGUGUUUGACAGGAUACAAACAUGUCAAUCCCCAAAAUCAAUUGCAUCUGAAAGAUAGGCUGGCCAUAGACUGGAAAGCUGAUAUAACUUUUGCGUUUUUUAAAGAAUAUACUUUGUGA